This is a messenger RNA of Talaromyces amestolkiae, 1482 nucleotides long. RefSeq lists its product as uncharacterized. The transcript is spliced from 3 exons. NCBI's taxonomy places the organism in Eukaryota, Fungi, Ascomycota, Eurotiomycetes, Eurotiales, Trichocomaceae. The record is from RefSeq and is a predicted model, not a curated record. The coding region runs from base 1 to 1482 and encodes 493 amino acids.
AUGAUGAUGAGUGAGCCCGGCCGCAUCAAUUAUUUGGCCGACGAAUUGCUAGGUUUGAUCUUGUCGUUUCUGAUCGCCGAUGCGGAGUUUCCGGAUGGACGCGAAAUACUUCAAGACUACGCCUUCCCGCCAUACAACAACAAGCGAAAUGGAACGAAUGCGGUGGCAUCGCGGGGAGAGAGAACCGAUCUGGACAGGUUUUCGGCAGAGGGAUUCCGACGGUUGAAUGAGCUGGUGGACAUGCAACAGGCUCAUCACACGCGAUAUUUUACUUAUAUGGUCCGGCCUUAUUACCAGGGACGGGACUGGGAACGAUUCCUCGCCGAGAUUGCGCGUGACUACCCUACGCUAUCCGAGAUUCACACAGCCCGACUCGCGGACCAAACAUCGCUGGUCAAAAAUGCACGAGAUAUUCUUUCAUUGAAACGGGCGCUGGUCGCGUUUACUUCCCUGCAACAAAUUAAACUUCUCCGAUUACAGGACAGGGCGGAUGAAGAUAUCAUGGAACGAGCAAGACGGUUCGUUAGUGUUAGAGAUGUCAAACUCGACUGGGAGCCGGCAUGCUCUCGCGCGAUUGAAGGAUUGGCAUUGGCGCUGAUGGGAUCUAGCUGCCAGUCUGUCCGAUUUCUGGGUCCGCAAUUGAGCCCUGAAGCUGCUCUGAAAUUACUGAAUGCGCCCCGAGUGACAAUGUCUGCUUUAGGCGAGCGACUUACAUGCUUGGAUAUAUAUUUUCACUCGGCGUCGGAUGUGACAGCAUUGAUGUCAAAAUUAUCAACUACAUUUAAAGACUUUUUUCAGGCGGCGCGAAACCUCGUUACGAUUAAUGUCGGGUUUCCGGCUGAUCGUCCAUUGAAUUUGCAUCUGGAAGACGUUUUUCAUCACAUACAUUGGCCGCGAUUACGGAGUCUUGGGAUUCAAGGCUGGCGUUUGCAUUCGUCUGAAAUUAGUGCGAUCGCGCGGCGUCAUCAGUCGCAGCUCCGCGAGUUACGCCUACCAUAUGUUUACCUGCUUGACGGAAGCAGAUGGCGUGACGUUCUUUCCAUACUCCACGAUGACAUGGAACGGCUUGAAAAACUAAAUCUUCAACAUAUCAACUACGCAUCUCACUUCAACACCGAAAUUAUGAACGGUAUUGAAAUACCGCCAGGAAGCACAACAGACGAAGACGAACAGAGAGAUGAGGAUGACGACACAAAUCCAAAUGGUGAACUUGAACCAUCUCAAUCAGACACAGACUCUUCAUCUAUUGCGUCAAUACAUGACUCGCAAAGCGAAAUAUCAUCAGAAACAGAAGAAUCAUAUCGACAGCAGCACCGAUACCCGUACCGCCACCACCAUCACCAACGAGACUUGCAAACAUUAUCUGAGCAAGAACUCAGUAUGCUUACUGCUAACGAUCUGGGCGAUAACGGGAUAUAUGUGAAACGAGAGCAUUGGCAUAUAUGGGAAAAAUGGGUGGUUAUAUCACGGCGUCGGUUGUAG